CUCAGAAACAAGAGGAAGCAUGAAGAGCACCGAGGCACUGAGGGGUACAUCUUCAUCUGCAGAGGACUGAGUGAAGCCGCAGCAUGGCGGGGGGGCGGAGGGGACUUGUGGCCCCUCAGAAUACUUUUUUGGAAAAUAUUGUCAGGCGGUCGAACGUUUGGACACUGCCACAUAGACAGACAGCAGAUACCAACUUUGUCCUGGGGAACGCUCAGAUAGUGGACUGGCCCAUCGUCUACAGCAACGAUGGCUUCUGCAAGCUGUCAGGAUACCACAGGGCGGAGGUGAUGCAGAAAAGCAGCACCUGCAGCUUCAUGUACGGGGAGCUCACUGACAAGGACACCACGGAAAAAGUCCGACUGACGUUCGAGAAUUAUGAGAUGAACUCAUUUGAGAUCCUGAUGUACAAGAAGAACAGGACGCCGGUUUGGUUUUUUGUGAAGAUUGCUCCCAUUCGCAAUGAACAAGAGAAAGUGGUUCUGUUCCUCUGUACAUUCAGCGAUAUCACAGCCUUUAAACAGCCCAUUGAGGAUGAUUCUUCCAAAGGUUGGGGGAAGUUUGCACGACUGACUCGAGCUCUAACAAGCAGCAGGGGAGUGUUACAGCAGCUACAGCCUACGGUUCAUAAAGGAGAAAAUGUCCAUAAGCACUCCCGUCUAGCUGAGGUACUUCAGCUUGGCUCUGACAUCCUACCUCAGUACAAACAGGAAACCCCCAAAACCCCUCCUCACAUCAUCCUGCACUACUGCCUCUUCAAAACCACAUGGGACUGGGUCAUCCUCAUCCUCACCUUUUACACCGCCAUCAUGGUGCCCUACAACGUCUCCUUCAAGACCAAGCAGAACAACGUGACCUGGCUGGUGGUGGACAGCAUCGUUGAUGUAAUCUUCUUGGUGGAUAUCGUGUUAAACUUUCACACCACGUUCGUGGGGCCCGCAGGCGAGGUCAUCUCGGACCCCAAGCUGAUCCGCAUGAACUACCUGAAGACCUGGUUUGUUAUCGACUUGCUCUCCUGCCUGCCCUAUGAUGUCAUCAACGCCUUCGAGAACGUAGAUGAGGGGAUCAGCAGUCUCUUCAGCUCUCUUAAGGUAGUCAGGCUCCUCCGUUUGGGUCGGGUCGCCCGUAAACUGGACCACUACAUCGAGUAUGGGGCGGCUGUCCUGGUGCUGCUGGUCUGUGUUUUUGGGCUGGCUGCACACUGGUUGGCCUGCAUCUGGUACAGCAUUGGCGACUAUGAGGUGGUUGAUGAAGAAACCAAUAUUGUCCGCACAGACAGCUGGUUGUACAUCCUGGGUAACUCGAUGGGCAGGCCCUACCGCUUCAACGUCAGUUCAGGGAUAUGGGAGGGUGGCCCGAACAAGGACUCCCUCUACAUCACCUCCCUGUAUUUCACCAUGACCAGUCUGACCAGCAUCGGCUUCGGCAACAUCGCUCCGACGACAGACGGGGAGAAAAUCUUUGCUGUGGCCAUGAUGAUGAUUGGAUCCCUUCUUUAUGCCACCAUCUUUGGUAACGUGACCACCAUCUUCCAGCAGAUGUAUGCCAACACUAAUCGUUACCACGAAAUGCUCAACAGUGUCCGGGACUUCCUGAAACUCUACCAGGUCCCCAAAGGCUUGAGUGAAAGAGUAAUGGAUUACAUCGCCUCUACCUGGUCCAUGUCACGGGGUAUUGACACAGAAAAGGUGCUACAGAUUUGUCCAAAAGACAUGAGAGCAGAUAUUUGUGUUCAUCUCAACCGCAAAGUUUUCAAAGAGCAUCCAGCUUUCAGACUGGCCAGCGACGGGUGUCUCAGGGCUCUGGCUAUGGAGUUUCAGAUGAUCCACUGCGCUCCUGGUGACUUGAUAUACCACGCUGGUGAAAGCGUGGACAGCCUCUGUUUCGUGGUGUCUGGAUCCUUAGAAGUCAUACAAGAUGAUGAGGUGGUGGCUAUUUUAGGUAAGGGAGAUGUAUUUGGGGAUGUUUUCUGGAAGGAGGUGACUCUGGCUCCGGCCUGCGCCAACGUCAGAGCCUUGACCUACUGUGACCUCCACGUCAUUAAGCGCGAUGCACUGCAGAAGGUCUUGGAGUUCUACACGGCUUUUGCAAACCACUUCUCCAGAAACCUCCUGCUCACUUACAACCUAAGAAAGAGGAUUGUCUUCCGGAAGAUCAGUGAUGUGAAACGGGAGGAGGAGGAGCGACAACGGCGGAAAAAUGAAGCCCCCCUGAACCUGCCACCGGAUCACCCAGUACGAAAACUUUUCCAGCGCUUCCGACAGCAGAAAGAAGCCCGAAUGGCCACCCAAAAACAGGACCUCAACGAACAGGACGUUGAGAAGGGUCCUGCCUAUGUUGAGGUAUCGAUGGCCAAAGCCCCUGUCACAACUACCAGCAUCGUCACGGUAACAGAAAGCCCAGCAACACCCUCCUCCUCGGUCCCUUCACCUUCAACGCCGACAAACUGCACCUCUACAGACAAGGCAAAGCUGCAGGUGCCUUCAACAGUUUCUUUGGCAGCUUGCCGACCUGCUGAGCCGGUCAAAGUCAAAGGCUGGGGUCGCUUCAAGGAGUCCAUGGCCAAAGCCGAUAACUGGAACAAGGUGGCUAAAGCCGAAUCCAUGGAAACUCUACCUGAGCGGACAACUGAGCACGAGCCGCACACGACUUUAAAGAAGACGGACUCGUGUGACAGCGGGAUCACCAAAAGUGACCUACGGCUGGACAAAGUGGGCGAGUUUCGCAUGACCCCUCAGGACCGCAGUCCUGCCCAGCCUCCAGAAACCAGGCAUGCCUUUUACCCCAUCCCAGAGCAGACUCUUCAGGCCUCACUUCAGGAACUUAAGCUGGAGCUCAAGGAGGACAUUAAGAGCCUGAGCAUCCGAAUGUCUGGCCUAGAGGCGCAACUUGCUGAAGCACUUAAACUCCUUCGAGCCAGGAAAUCUAGUACUGGCUCCGAGCAGCCUCUUUUUGACAUUUCAAGGCCUGCCUCGCCAGAGCUGGACAAAGAGGAUAUUUUUUCAUGAGGGAAGGAAGAGAGACCCAUCAGGUAACAGCGAUACAUGAGCUCAGCUGGAAUCCAGUAAUGUAGAGAUUGCUUGGAUAGCUGAGGCAGUUUAAGGCACACCAUCUGUAGGUGUCACUGUGGUCCAUGAGAUCUACCGACCUUUAACAUGAGGUGUGUCUGCUGGUUAACGCAGGAUGUCAAAGAUUACGCUAUCGUAGCACUGAAGGCUUGAAGGUUACAUAACAGAUGACAGAAAAAGUUUGUACAUAAUUUAUUUUUCCACUGUGCCAUGUUGGAAAAAUAACGCGCCUAGUUUGAUUUUAUCUCAGCCGCAGAACUAACUGCAGAGUCGUUACUGUUGGGAUGCCCCAAUGGAGGCAGCAUGACCCGCUGGUUUGUUAUUGAAUCAUUCGUAUGAAACUCUUUGCAUGUCAUAUAAAAUAGAUGUGUACCUCUUACUGCAGACUGGGGCCAUACUUGAUUAAUUGAGGCUGCACAGCGAGUCAUUUGCAUUAUUUCAGUCAGAAAGAGCAGACUCUAUCCAGAUGUUGAAACAAUCUCACUGUAAUUUCCUCAGACACAUCUCUUAUUAAAAUCUGCUGGGAUCAUUAUGAAUUAUACAACAGAUAACUCUGGCCAACCAAUCUGGUUCCCAGAAAAAAACAUGCCUGAGUAGAGCUUACAAUGUAAUUUACAUAAAGCAUUAAAGGAUGUGCUAGAUAGAAAAUGAAUUUAAAUGCUAACUAGUGAGCAUGCAGUAGAGAAGUUAUCCAUCUUUGCUGAAGUCUUGCAUUUGUUUAUCUCAUCUGGGAGCGCUGCAGCCAUAUACAUGAUGCACUGUAGUGUGAAAGUUGUGCGUUUUUACCUUCGGGGAAUCUUAUUAGUAAUUUGAUAAUGCAAACUACAGCAUUUGUUGUGGCACCUUACGUUCCUUUGGAAAUUUCAUGAGCCAAGAAGGAAUACCCAUUGUUACAAUAAUUUUAAAAUAUUUGUUAAUAUGUAUUUAUCUAACACACAAAGUUGCAUAAAACCACCAGGUAAUCCAAAACCCCAUAAUAGUAACCCCCUUACAUAAAGCCUCACUGUUUAAACUUGCUGCUGAAGUGCAUGAUGCAUUGUUUUUCUUUUCCAUCUUGCACUAGUUUUGCAUGAUUCUUGUUGUUUUUAAAAGAUGCUUAUGAUUAAUGUAAGGUUGCUUUCCACUAGUUAAUUAUUAUCUUAAAAUCUGUCACUGAAUUUCUUUCUCUAUCUGGGUAAAAAUUACCCUAUGCUUAAAGCAACACCGGUAGGCUAAAUUAUUCAAAAGUAAACUGAUAUUAGCUUCUCAAGAAGCAUAAAAAUAUAGAUUAUUUUACACUAAAGUAUUUUUUCUAUUCCAAUUAAUUAAGGCAAAGCCUUUAUUUUGAACAUUUUAAGUUCACAAAUUCCAUAUCAGUGAAAAUAAAGACAUCUAUUUCUAAAAUAGAAAAACUAAAUAUAAAAAGACACGACUGCUUUUUUCCCCUUUCUGGCUCACAUGAAAUUGACGUAAACCUUUACUGUUUUAAUUCUUUAUCAAAAUUAUUUUCACUUUCCAAAUGCCAGACUAAUGACAGAUAUUUCUUUUUUUUAAUAAUUCACUAGAGAUAAACCAGACUCAUGUGGGUCUGAACUCUAUCUAACGUCACGCCUGAUUUCAUAUUCUUCUGAUGCGAUAGAAGGAACCCAUGUGAGCUUUAAAAUACACCCAUGGCUCCUCCUCCUACAUUUAACUCUGUAAUUGUAAAAUGCUUACUUGCCAGUUAGCCUAUUAUUAUUAGCUUACAGCACUAUGAUAUUAUUAGAGAUGCACCAAUCCAAUACUAAUAUACGGUAGGUAUCGGCCCCAAACCGAAGAAAAUUCUAGAUCUGUUAUCAGGCAAAAAUAAGGGCCAAUCGUUUAGGACAGAUAUAUUCAGUCUAAUUCUAUUAUAAAUUUAAAAUUGUUUAAAAAUCUCUUAAAAAGCAGAAAAGUUUCACUUUUAUGGGCAUCUCUCUUUUGCAA
Messenger RNA from Cyprinodon variegatus (sheepshead minnow), 5009 nucleotides. RefSeq names its product potassium voltage-gated channel subfamily H member 1-like (gene kcnh1a). Lineage: Eukaryota; Metazoa; Chordata; Actinopteri; Cyprinodontiformes; Cyprinodontidae. Gene Ontology annotation, molecular function: delayed rectifier potassium channel activity. Gene Ontology annotation, biological process: regulation of membrane potential; potassium ion transmembrane transport. Gene Ontology annotation, cellular component: membrane. The record is from RefSeq and is a predicted model, not a curated record. The transcript is spliced from 13 exons. The coding region runs from base 84 to 3005 and encodes 973 amino acids.